Sabethes cyaneus is the source of this 638-nucleotide messenger RNA. It is a transcript of the gene Nxt1, whose product is annotated as NTF2-related export protein. Gene Ontology annotation, biological process: protein import into nucleus. Gene Ontology annotation, cellular component: nuclear pore central transport channel. The coding region runs from base 138 to 557 and encodes 139 amino acids. The record is from RefSeq and is a predicted model, not a curated record. The transcript is spliced from 2 exons. NCBI's taxonomy places the organism in Eukaryota, Metazoa, Arthropoda, Insecta, Diptera, Culicidae.
GGUUCUGCGUUCUGGUCGGCUAUAAACAUUCGAAAGUUUUAGGACUGCGUUAGCACCGUUUUCACUGAUAAUUUAAUUUCUUAUUUGGCACACAACCUGCCCUGUGAAGUGUAAAUUCGUAUUUGCAUUUUAGCAAAAUGUCGACAAUUAUUGACCCGGAUCUGCGCACGAAAAUCGAUACCGCCUGUCGAACGGCUGAGGAAUUCACCAAGUUGUACUACGAGAGUGUGGAUAAGAAGCGCCACCAAAUGGCCCGCUUGUACAUGGACAAUGGACUGCUGGUUUGGAACGGAAACGGCGCAACCGGUAAGGACAACAUUCAAAAGUACUUCCAAGAGCUGCCACGAUCGGAGCACAUCAUGAACACGCUCGAUGCACAGCCGAUUGUGGACGAUGCAGUGUCGUCGCAGCUAACGUUCAUCAUCCAGGUGGCCGGUAAUGUUAAGUUUCAGGACAAUCCUACCAAACCAUUUCAGCAAACGUUCAUGAUUACGGCGCAGGGUGACAAAUGGAAGAUCGCCAGCGAUUGCUUUCGACUACAGGAUGCUAUCUUCUAGGUUCUCAGUGACGAACAAAAUGUAAAUUUUAGUUUUAUUGAAUUUCACAACAACAUACAACGUUUGGUUGAAUAAAUCCAU